Octodon degus (degu) is the source of this 1683-nucleotide messenger RNA. Its product is annotated as keratin-associated protein 10-2-like. The record is from RefSeq and is a predicted model, not a curated record. The transcript has 4 exons. The coding region runs from base 750 to 1289 and encodes 179 amino acids. Lineage: Eukaryota; Metazoa; Chordata; Mammalia; Rodentia; Octodontidae.
CGCGAGGCGCCAAGAUUCUGGGCGGUGCUGGAGCCGCGGCGGUUUAGACCCGGCGCUGCGCGGGGUCUCCGAACUCCUGGCAGCCCGGAGGGCGCAGGUGACGGGACCUGUGGCGAGGGGCACCCAGCUCCUGGACUGGCUGGCCCUGCCCUGCCCCAUGGACGUGAGUCCACCUCCCCUCUCUGCAGCAGCCCCCUCCGCGUCCUGACCUGGGAAGGGGGCCUUUGCCGAACCCAGAUCCCCCAGCUCUCCAGAGCUGUGAGAAACACUGCCAGAGAUGGGGGGGGGGGGGGGGUCAUUGCUCUUGUAUGUUAAGGAAUUUACCGAGUCAUCUAGUAGUCCAGGAGCUAGACAGCAACAGCUGCCUGGGAGUGGGAGGACAGACAGAUGCGCAAAUAUAGGGCUUCCUUGUGGCCGGAGGGUGGAGAAGAGAGAGGAGUGGUAGGCAGGGCUAGACUGGGGGCCCUGCCACUGAAACGUUUUCUCUAGUCAUCCUGAGCCGCUGGUGGGUGGUAAAGAAGGGAUGGGUGCCCUGGACGGCUGCUGUGGAAAGAGGCAAAGUUGCAAGUGUCCAGGCCAGCCAGUAAUGCGGGCAGAGGGUAGGUAGUGGAGGCAGAGACUGUUUGGAGAAGCAUUCUGAAAAAAAAAAAAAAAAAAAAAAAAAAAAGUGAUAAAUCUCAGAAGAUUCUAAGUGACCAAAGCUAAAAACUCCUUAGUGGCAGUGAAAUGGGGAAGACAAGGUUUGGGGGAUGAGUCAGAGUGACACCCUACUGACCCUCUCCACCAGCUGGUGGUCCCCCCAGCCUGCUGUGUCCUCGGUGUUCCUGUGUUUCUGCAGCCCUCCCUUGUCACCCCUUCCUCCUGUUCCGAUCCAGGCCUCCUCUAGCCCAUGGAAUCCAACCCCGGCACCCGUCAGCAGCCCCUCCCUGCUGCUCCCCAUCCCUGCCAUUGUCUUCAUCACUGUUGGCAUCUAUUUGUUGCUCCUGGGCCUAGUGCUGCUGACUAGGCACUGCCUGCUGGCCCAGGGCUGCUGCACCGACUGCAGCGCCCCCUGCAGGAAGCGAGGUGCCUCAGAGCCCCAGGACUGUUGCUGGACCUGCGCUGAAGCCUGUGACUUUCCUCUGCCCAGCCCAGCGGGCUACAUGGAUGCCUGCUGCCCCCGGGCCAGCGAAGCUGAUUGGACUCCACACUGUCCUGGCUGCUGCCCGCUCUGUGACUGUGCCUGUGCCUGCCAGCUCCCCGACUGCCAGAGCCUCAACUGUCUCUGCUUUGAGAUCAAGCUCCGAUGAAGACCGUGGGGCCCUGCCAUUUGGGGAGAGGCCAGCCCCCAGGCUCACGUGCCCCCCGUGCCCCCCUGCCUAAGGGCGCUCAGGACACCUCUCCAGCCCAUGGGAACCACAAAUGGCAAGUCCUGCUCAUCAGCGUGGGAGCGCCUGGCUCCCUACAGGGCAGGACUCGAGAGACCCCUGGGCUGGCUGGACUGCAGCUAACGUGGAAGGCUGGGAAAGACGGGGGCUAGUGCUGCAGCAGGGGCCCCUGCACGCUCCCCUUCCUAAGCAGACUAUUAUAUUUGUGGAUGAAGUUGGGGGGCACUGCUCACCAGACUGCAUCAUGGAACUCAGCCAGCCUUGAGCAGCAGGAUUUAAGGGUGCCUGACCACUGCCUGUCGAGUAUUCUUAGCUA